Messenger RNA from Acanthamoeba castellanii str. Neff, 558 nucleotides. RefSeq lists its product as uncharacterized. The record is from RefSeq and is a predicted model, not a curated record. The transcript is spliced from 5 exons. The coding region runs from base 1 to 558 and encodes 185 amino acids. Lineage: Eukaryota; Discosea; Longamoebia; Acanthamoebidae.
AUGCACCGGGGCAACCCCGCCGCACCCAUUCACCUCACUGAGUUCGCCGACUACCAAUGCCCGGACUGCGGCGUGUCGUACCCGGUGGUGGAGAAGGUGUUGCAGCACUACGGACCGGACAAGAUCUACUACACGCUCCACGUCUUCCCCCUGUGGCUCCAUCGCCAGGCCUUCAUUCUCGCCGAGGCCGCGGGCGUCGUCGCCCUCAACGCCCCUGAACACUACUGGGAAGCUGCGCAGUUUCUGUUCGCCAACCAGGCGCAGUUCUUCAACAGCGCCUACAGGAACAAGACCGCCAAUGAUCUGUAUGCCCACUUGGCCGGUUGGAUGCCCAAGUUUGGUGUCAGCCCUGCCACCUUCUACACGCAGAUCGACAGCGAUGCGGUGUUUGCGCAUGUGGACGCGGACAUUCAUCAGGCGCUGAUCCACCAGAUCUAUGGCACGCCCACAUUCGUGAUCAACGGCUUCAAGGCGGAGAACCUCGACCAGACCACCACCUUCGCCCAGUGGAUCACCUACCUCGACGCCCUCCUCCAACCCGCCACCCUUUCCGCCUGA